Penicillium angulare is the source of this 243-nucleotide messenger RNA. RefSeq lists its product as uncharacterized. The transcript has a single exon. The record is from RefSeq and is a predicted model, not a curated record. NCBI's taxonomy places the organism in Eukaryota, Fungi, Ascomycota, Eurotiomycetes, Eurotiales, Aspergillaceae. The coding region runs from base 1 to 243 and encodes 80 amino acids.
AUGGCGCAGACUUUUGAUGAUUUGUCGCAAAGGUUGAACGCCAGUGGGAGGCUCUUUGCGGCAGUUGCCAUCGGCAAAAAGUACAGUUCUUCAAAUUUGAUGGGAGAGCAAGUGCGCAGAAUGGCUGUAUGUAUGUCUCAGCUGCAUCGGGAUGUUAUUGACAUGGACGAUCCAAGCGGUAUGAUUGAUGUUGAGCGGAUUCUGAGCCAUGUCAAGGCCGAUGGAUGGCAGUGUGCCUCCUAA